GUAGUAUGAUGCUGCCUAGAUAUGCAUGUCUGCGAUAUUUGAUUCUUACUCAGAUUCACCGAACGAAUUGUCCUACACAGAGUACUCUUAUGAUGUGGGAUAUCUCUUCUCAUAGAUCUGCUCGAUCUUCUUUAUAGGGUUGCUUCCUUGUGUCAUGAAACUGGCAAAUAUGGCUUCUCUUUCUCGAUUCGUGUAUUUGGCGAGUGCUUUUUCUCUGGUCGCUGCCCAUAUCAACACCAGAGAAGGUCAAACACUAGGUACGCCCAUACCAAGAGUAUUCCUCUGAUAUCACACUGACAAGCACCUAGUUGAUAACUCACCCAUCAUCUCCCUAGCUGCUGAAUACGUAGAAGGUAAUACAACCGAGGCCGAGAAACUCCAACUCACCGAAACCGUUUUGGAAACCCUGACAGUCUCGUCGCUUAGCGGUCUCUCUCUUUUCCAAUUCGCUGGAUCCUCUACUGGACAGAAUCACACCAAUUCCAGAAAAUGCAAAGUCUUUCCCGGAGAUACCUCAUGGCCUUCGAAGCCCACCUGGGAGACCCUCAACCUCCUAAGUGGAGGAGCCUUGAUCGAAACCGUCCCCAUUGGAGCAGUGUGUUACACAAACCAGUCGGCAUAUAACGCAACAGCAUGUACGAAUCUCCUCGCGAAUUGGUACGAUGAUGCAAUACAGUAAGCCAUAAACUCAGGAAUCCAGAAAAUAGAAACUGAAGAAAAGAAGUGAACAAGACCCAACAUCCAUAAUGUCCCCCCUUUAACCAAGGCGAGACUUGUCAGCCCCAGAACGGAAACAAAAGCACCUGCACCCUCGGCUCCUUUCCCCCCUAUAGCAUCAAAGCCACAAACGUCUUCCAGAUCCAACUCGCAGUCAACUUCGCGCGCAACACAGGGAUCCGUCUCGUGGUGAAGAACACUGGUCAUGAUUUCCUAGGGAAGUCUACCGGUGCGGGCUCGUUAUCGAUCUGGACGCAUAAUCUGAAGUCCAUCGAGUAUAUAGAGAGUUACAAAACGCCUUCCUAUGAGGGACCGGUCUUCAGGAUGGGUCCGGGUGUCACGGUGGCAGAGAUGUAUGAGACAGCCGAUAAGUAUGGUGUCACGGCCCAAGGAGGGGAAUGCAAAGGCGUGGGUGUUACGGGCGGGUAUUUAGCCGGGGGAGAACAUAAUCCGUUGAUUUCGAAGUUUGGGAUGGCUGCUGAUCAGGUUCUGAGUAUCGAUCUCGUGACUCCAGAUGGGCGCUUCGUUACUGCGGAUGAGGCUCAACGUCAGGAUCUCUUUUGGGCGGUUAGAGGUGGGAGAGGUGCUACUUGGGGAGUGGUCACUAGUAUGACUGUCAAAGUACAUCCGAAAAUAACGGUUUCGGGUGCUACUUGGAUGGUGACUUCUGGAACGAUACUGGAAUCUCUGAUGAAUUACUGUGGGAAGCGAUGUUUCUGUAUUGGAGAAGGUUUCCCGAGUUUGCCGAUGCGGGGAGUUAUGGGUACACAUUUUUGUUCCCACGAGAAUUGGCACCUAGCACGAAAACCGGGUACCAAUGGACUAUGCGUCCCUGGGUAAUUCCCGAGAUGAACCUAGAGGAUUUCAAGGGCUUGGUUGCACCGCUAUUUAAGGAAUGGGAGGAGAUUGGGUUUUCUAUUGAGCCGGAGUUUUUCGAAUAUGAUAACUUCUACGAGGGGUGGAAGAAUCAUUUUCCAUUUGGCCAAGUGGCGCUCUCGAAUUGGAGAACGGCUGGGAGACUGAUGCCAAGGAGAAAUUGGGAGGAUGACGGGUUGUUGAAUAGGACUAUGGGGACGAUCAAGAGUUUGGCGGAGGAUGGGAGUGGAUAUGUGAUGUAUAAUUACAAUGGAGCGGCUCCCGAAGGAACACCUCCGAAUGCUAUACAUCCUGCUUGGAGAGAGACAUUGAUGUUUCUGCAACUGGGGAAUUUGUGGCCCGAGGGUGAUGAAGAGGCCUUGGAGACUUUGAAUAAAAAAUUAACGAGGAAUUGGAUGAAAAGUCUUAUUGAGAUUACGCCGGGGCAGGGAGGGUAUCUCAACGAGGGCGAUCUUAUGGACCCGGAUUUUGCGCAGAACUUUUGGGGAGUCAAUUAUAAGAGGCUACUGGCGAUCAAGAAAGCGGUUGAUCCUUGGGAUUUGUUUUGGGCUCCUACUGCUGUUGGAAGUGAGAAUUGGUUUGUUACUGGACAGACGGAUUGGUUAACGAAGCAAACAGUCAAAUUGUGUAGGAAGUAG
Molecule: messenger RNA, 2231 nt
Organism: Hymenoscyphus albidus
Lineage: Eukaryota; Fungi; Ascomycota; Leotiomycetes; Helotiales; Helotiaceae
Source: the annotation of a GenBank genome assembly